Molecule: messenger RNA, 1428 nt
Organism: Apis laboriosa (Himalayan honeybee)
Lineage: Eukaryota; Metazoa; Arthropoda; Insecta; Hymenoptera; Apidae
Exons: 2
Coding region: 269-1240 (323 amino acids)
Source: RefSeq, a predicted model, not a curated record
GAUUAAACAAAAUGUGAAAAAAAAUUAAUUUUAAGAAAAUGUGUUGAAAAGCAAUUAAUUAUUAACUGUUAAUUAUUGAUAAGAUUAAUUUUCUUAUCAAUUUGAAAUAUAAAAGUAAUCAAAAUAUAAAUGAACAAAUCAGCAAUGAAAUACCACGGAAAUUGAUGAUAGAAAAAAAAAAUAUAAAAUAUUUUUCGUUCUUUUUUUAUUUUUCUUAAUAAUUAUUUAAAUUUAUAUUAAAUACUGAAUACUUAUUGAAAUUGUUAUAAUGAAAGAAAGUAAUAAUACCUUAGAAGAUAUACAAAAAGCAUUUGUAGCUUUAACUGAGAGCUUUUUGGAACAAGGUGCAUCAUUAGCAGAACUUAAAUCUGCAAGUGUAAAAAAUAAUGCAAAAUAUAAAAAAAAGUAUAUCUCAGAUUAUGUUUGUUUUAAAAAAAUUUUUUUUACAUUUCUUAUACCAAUAUUUUUAAGCAUAGUUUUUAAAUAUUUAUAUUUUGAUAUAAUCAAAAAUAUUCGAGGAACUAGAUGUUUAAUACCAAAUAAUUAUUUGAUAUGGGAAUUUACAAGACCAAUAUCAAAUUGUGAUUAUUGUCGGGAUGUUACUUCAGCAUUGAUCUUAUCAAAUUUAACAAGAGAAGAAUUCAAACAAUAUGCUUAUUCUUCUAUACCUAUGAUAAUAAAACAUGCUGCAAGUAAUUGGCCAGCUUCAAAAGUAUUUAGCUGGAAAUUUUUUAAAGAUUUAUAUGAAAAUAUUGAUGGUGCUUAUGAUUCAGUAGAUGAAUGUCAAUUCUUACAUUUUAAAAGUAAUUUCACUAAUUUACGUGAUGUUUUUGCCAUGAAUGAAAAAAGAGCUAUGCAACUUAAUGGUGAAGAUCCUUGGUAUGUUGGUUGGAAAAAUUGUCACCUUCAGAUUUUAGAUAUUAUGAAACAAUAUUACAAUCUUCCUCAUUUUUUACCAGAGGAUGCAGAGGUUCCUUAUUCCAAUUAUGUUUUUUUAGGAUAUGAAGAAGGUGCCAUAAUGCAUCUAGAUUAUAUAUCGCGUUUAAUGUGGCAAGGGCAAAUUAUAGGUAAUAAAACAUGGAGUGUUGCUCCAACUCCAGAAUGUGAUAAUGUUUGUACUCGUUUUAAUUUUACUGUUUAUGCUGGAGAUAUUGUCUUGUUAGAUACGAGAAUUUGGUAUCAUAGCACUUAUGUUAUAGGAAAAAACUUUAGCUUGACAGUCACUUCUGAAUAUGGAUAAAUCUUUAUGUAUUACAAAAUGUAUUAAACUAUAUAAAUAAUCUUCUAUGUAGCUAAAAGUUCUUACAUUGUAAAAUUGAAAAAUUUAAAAUGUGUCUUAUUAAAUUAUUCAAUUAUAUAUUAAUAUUUAACUGAAUAUUUGUAAAGUUUUUAUAUAUACAAAAACUUUAAUAUUAUGAGACAUUUAAA